Pestalotiopsis fici W106-1 is the source of this 225-nucleotide messenger RNA. RefSeq lists its product as uncharacterized. NCBI's taxonomy places the organism in Eukaryota, Fungi, Ascomycota, Sordariomycetes, Amphisphaeriales, Sporocadaceae. The record is from RefSeq and is a predicted model, not a curated record. Bases 1 to 225 code for a protein of 74 amino acids. The transcript has a single exon.
AUGGCAAGCAAAACCGAUUAUCAGGUCGCCUCACUGGCGGCUGGGUUUACGCUGGGUUUUGGAUUUCUGACAGUCUGGGAGGCCUUGAAACAGACGAAGAGGAAUAAAAAUCCUUUACGAAGCACUUACAUCUACAUGCUCUGGGGCGAGAUCGCAGCCAAUUUGGCCAUUGCGAUAAUUGCAUGGCUGUUUCUCGAUGGCAUCCUCUCAGCUACGUACGUUUGA